Molecule: messenger RNA, 3975 nt
Organism: Seriola aureovittata
Lineage: Eukaryota; Metazoa; Chordata; Actinopteri; Carangiformes; Carangidae
Gene: wdr97
Product: WD repeat domain 97
Exons: 20
Coding region: 37-3867 (1276 amino acids)
Molecular function (GO): protein binding
Source: RefSeq, a predicted model, not a curated record
UGGAUGUAGCAGAGUCCUGUGUAGAAACUGGUGGAGAUGGUGGCCCGAGGAGACGGGAGCACAACAACAACACUUGGAAAGCAGAAUUUCUUCAAGCAGAAUGUGAAGGAAGAUACUGGCAAGGUGAUACACUCCGAGAGCAACAAGCAUGAGUUCACUCACGGUCUUCAUUGCAUACAGCAUUUCUCCUGUGACAGUCCUGUGCGUUUCAUGAUGUAUUCUGAGGCUGCUGCAGCAUUCAUUAGCUUGCAUUCAGACAACACAGUCUGUCUUUAUGCAGCUGAUGGCCACAAGCAGAGUUCCUCAGUAAACCACUUUUUCAUGGGCCUCACAGCGACAAAGAUCUCUGGCUGUCUGAUAGGUUGGGGCCCAGGUCCCAUCUUCACGCUUCUUGACCAUGAGUUACGGCCCCUUGACGCUGCUCGUGAUGCCCUGGACAUACGUGUGUGUCAGCCUGCAGAGCACUCCACAGAGUUGGUGACUGCAGGUGUGGGGAAUGUGUGUGUGUGGUCGGUGAGGCUCAUGAGGUGUAAGGUGAAGAUACAGGAGGGGCUGCAGAACAGUACAUUCAGUCACAUGGCAUUGGCACCCCCACGAUCUGACAGGCCCCACAAGGCCUUCGUUGUGUGUGGGCGGAUUGUGACAGUGGUUGACUUGGACGUUGGAAAGGUUUUGGAGCACAAGAGCGAUCUCUGCUCAUGCGAUAUCACUGCAAUGGUGUACUGCUCUCAACUGGACUGUUUGAUCAUUGCAUCCAAAGAGUCCAUUAGAGUGUGGGAUCCAGACUGGGAGCUGCGUGUGGCUUUUGUAGGACAUAAUGAUGUGGUGAAUUCACUGUUCUACUGCUCUGAACUACACAUGCUGUUAUCAGCCUCUGUAGAUUGUACAAUCCGUUGCUGGAAUGUGGAAGAGGGUGAUGUGAUUGAGUGUGUCCACACAGAACCGAAAACCCCUCUUUUGUGCGUGGGAGGCACUAGAAAGGGAGAUGCGUUCUUUUCCUUCUCUCACCAAGGAGUGCACCUCUGGACCCGAAGAAACCUGUACAACCUCCACUGUAAACUCAAAGAGGAUGAAGGAGCAUCACUGAGACAAAUCCUAGUCUCACCUUUCCCUGCUCCUUACCCUAAAAGAGUGCUCUGUGUCAGCGGGGACAGUGAUGUCACUCUGGUGGCUGCAGAAACAGGAGCAGUGUUGACUUCUUUCAAGGCAAAGCGGAGGAUUUUGUGUGCUGACUACUGCCUGCACAAAGAGAUUCUGUUGGCCCUAACUGAGGCAGGUACAGUGAUCCAAGCCAACACGCUCACUAAUCCAAUCACUUUGAUGAAGGAGUGGAAAGGGAGAGGCCAGGGGCCCUGGCAGCAGCAGGGCCAUGUGACAGGGAAUGAUGCCCAGAAUCUGCCCAUCCCUGGCCUGCCCUGCUGCCUUGUACUCUACAGUUAUGUUGCUGAAACCCAGACAGCUUUAGAGGAGUGGAGGAGUUUACAGGAGAGAAGGGGGUGCAGUUACAGGAACAAGGCAACUCUUAAUGAUGCCAAAAAUAGGUUUUUGAUCAUACUUGGCCAUAAUGGAGGUUGUGUGACUGUUUUAACACUGGAUUAUGGGAAGGUCUUGUACAGGACGUCAGCACACAGUGGCCAAAAGGUCACUGCACUACAAGUGUAUCCUGAGGAUGGCUGUCUUCUCUCCACAGGUGAGGACUUGUCAGUGGUGGUGUGGAGGGUGAACCCCUACGCCCAGGAGUGUGUCAGCCAACAGCUGAGGCUGUACUGUGGCCAAACUCAAGUCUACAUGGCAGCACUGGGGCCUCGGCUGGCUCUAACCUUUCAAGAGCCCAACAGUGGCACCUACAGUCUGAUGCACUUUAACCUGCUCAACCAGAGCCAGACCAGUCAGCCACCCAGAGAAGGACAUUUAGACCACUUCACAGGUCUGUGCGUGUGUCCUGAUCUGGAGGUGUUUGUUUCCAGCAGUUUAGAUGGGACAGUGCAUAUCUGGAAUGAGGAGAAUCACCUCAUCAGGACACUCCAGCUCAACACGGUGCCUGAGUGUCUGGCUUACAGCGGGUCUGGAGGGGAUCUGUUCCUGGGCAUCAGAGGAGACCUGUACAGAAUGAACUGUGCAAAAUUCAUGCCAGACAAAUACCAACAAAUGCUCUUUUAUACUUAUUGUGCUGAGCGUCUUCCUGAUAAGCCUAUCAAUGAGGACAAAGAAAAGUGCAUCAAAAGAAAGACUGAUCACACUGCCGAAAACGUGGAAGAGGGAUCAAAGGCAGUUGCCACCAAUCAAUUACUGGCCGAAGACAUGUGGAGACAGAGGGGGUAUGAGACAUUACUGACCUUAAACAAGGACCUUUCUGCACUCCUACAAGGCACAGUGAAGUGCAAAAAAGAAAAACCUCCCAGUACAGUGCAAACCAGGAAAGAGGCUUUUGACCGCUACAUGAAAAUAAUAUAUGGCCUACCCCACAAUAUUAAGAUUGAUUUGGAGGACACCUCCGACUCAGAUACAUUUUCAUUUCUUCCUGAACCAAAAUACAACAAGCCCUGUAACCCUCCUCCCUUAAAAGAGGACGUCCGCCCUGAAACUAAAUUGAUCAUCCCUGUGAUUGUGGAGAAAAAGACGGAGAAAAAGGCUCCAGCAGCAACCUCUAAACCAAAGACCGUGAUGGAAGUCAAGCCACGGUCUGUUGAGAGAGUCGUACCCAAGAAACCCGAGAAACCCAAGAAACCCGAGAAACCCAAGAAACCCAAGAAACCGAUCAUUGUGAAGAAGGAUGAAGAGCCUCCAGAGAUCAUUCCUCCAAUAGAGAAACCCAAACCCAAAUUUCAUGCUCCACCUCCUCCUCCUCCUCCUCCUCGUCCUCGUCCAAAGACCCCAACACCGCGUCCACCCACCCCUGAGUUGCCGUCAUUCCUCAAACAGUUUGAGGACGCAUGCUGGUUUAGAGACUUGAUCCCCGAUAAAAAGAGUAUCCCAAGCACCCUGUCUCCAGAGGACUUCUCCUUGCAACUGCUGGUCUAUCUAAACACCUGCAGCAUUCCGUCCAAAAUGAAGAUCCUCGCUUCACUGAAGGCCCUGCACAGCCAGGGACUCUUACAGAAUACAGACAAGCUUUACCAAGGCCUCAUUAACUCAGUGCCUAAAUUUGUGAGACCACAAAUGUCACCUUUGGAGCGGUCGGUGCUUGUUGAAAUGUUGAAUCUGUUGCUGCGUCUGAAAUCUGCCAGUUACGACCUCGUGAAAAAGCUUCUCACUCUUCUGGCCUUUAAAAAACUGCUCCUCCGGAAAACAGUGCUGCCAAUGCUGAUUACAUUAGGUGUAGAUGAGGCUGAGCAGUGGCUGUGGCCAGAGUUGGAGAGCUGGGGCUCGGAGCUGCAGGACAAAUCUGACAUCUGGAAGAGCCUCCACGACAGAGCAGAUGGUUGGCUGGACUUAUGGAUCUCCAAAUACAAAGAUCACAACAGGUAUCAGUGCCUCAGGAGUGUGGAAAAGCGGAAUCUGCCAUCCUCCAGCGUGAUGGAUGUGCUGAAUUAUUUCUGUUUCGUCCAAAAAGAGGAGCACAGAAAGGCUCGAUGUGUUGCACCUGGUCACAAAAACACUGUACUUGUGCCACUAAAUGACUGUUCUCAACCAAUCAUUCGUCUAGGAGAGACUUACAGCAUGUCCAGGAUACGCAAGCCGCCAGGAAUAAUUCUACCUCCCCUGCGAAACCGUCCUUUCCUGAUGCACUGUCCCAUUUUCAUCUCUUUCCCAAUAUCUCGGGUCACCCUGAGCCCCUUCCACACCUACUCAGACGAGGACUGGCAUAAGAUCUUACCUCGCCGCUACUUUAUUCUUGAGCAGUCGUACGUAGACUACUACAGAUGAUGCCUCUUAGUCUGUAACAUUACCAUUAACACCCGGUGAGACAUGUAACAAACAUUAUUUUGAAAAGAUGUUCAUCAUUUUCAAUAAUUAAACGACUCUUGGAACUGC